This is a messenger RNA of Salvia splendens (bonfire salvia), 2334 nucleotides long. RefSeq names its product PHD finger protein EHD3. The record is from RefSeq and is a predicted model, not a curated record. NCBI's taxonomy places the organism in Eukaryota, Viridiplantae, Streptophyta, Magnoliopsida, Lamiales, Lamiaceae. The coding region runs from base 209 to 1873 and encodes 554 amino acids. The transcript has 6 exons.
AAAAACAAUCCCCUGUUUUUCAAAUUUUUGGAAAACCGCUCUGCUCUCUCUGUCUCAGAUAAUUUGGGAUCUCUCUAGGGUUCCAAAUCCGACAUUUCUAUUCCUCUCUUUCUCUACUCACCAACUCCAGGAAUUCUUGAUUACUCUCGGUCCGAAUUGUUAUGAGACUAUUCUUAGGUGGUUAGCUUCGCUUAAUUGAAGACUAGGCAUGCUGGAUGCUCUUAAAGAAAGUAGUGACAACGGUAGUCGAAAUUGUUUUGAGAGCUUAGUAGGAUCCUCUGAUGUUGAGGAGGUGAAGGUUAAUGGCGUUGCCGUCGAUGCUGAAGCUGGUCCUUCUGGAUUGGGAGGCGAUAGUUUGCUUACUUACAAGAGGCGAAAGUGUACCAAGGUUAUGGAGUGUGGGAAGGUUUCUGAUGAUUCAGCGAGUCAGUUGACUGAUAAGAAAGGUGCAGAUUGUUCCAAUGAUUGCUCACUCAAGCACAAAAGAAACAUUAUUCUGGAUCGAAUCUGUCAGUUGCUCAAUAGUGGUGGAUUGAAGAAAUGCAUUAAAAAUGCACUUGUUUUUCCAGAAGGAAGUGGUACUGGAACUCCUGCGAAGGAUUCUGUUUGUUCUAGUGAAGAUUGGGGCAAAAGCACAUCUCAAACUGGGACUGUGCUUGAUUGUCUCCAGAAUGCAACUAAGUCCAAUUUUGGUUUGACAUCUAGCGGAUUAGUCAAUGGAACUAAUACUACAACAUUCACAGAGCGCUGUACUUCCACCUUUGUGGAUGUUUUUAUGUCAGAACAGUUUGCACAGCUAUGCAGUUUACUCCUUGAAAAUUUCGAAGGCGUAAAGGCUGACAAUUUUUUUGAUUUGAAUCGCAUAAACACAAGGAUGAAGGAGAAAGCAGAUGAAAAGUCACCACUGCUAUUUCAGUCUGAUGUUCAAGAGAUUUGGGCCAAGCUCCAAAAGAUUGGCUCAGAUAUAACUGCUCUUGCAAAGUGCCUAUCAGACAAAACUAUCACUUCUUUCCACGGACAGUUCCUUGUGCACACUAAACCGGAGCUGACAGAGACAUGUGCUCUUGAUGAAGCCCAUACCUGUAGGCGUUGCAAGGAAAAGGCAGAUGGAAGAACUGGUUUAGCCUGCGAUUCAUGUGAGGAGAUGUAUCAUAUCUCCUGUAUUGAGCCUGCCAUUACAGAAAUCCCUAGUAGAAGUUGGCAUUGUGCCAACUGUAUAGCAAAGGGAAUUGAAUCCUCACAUGAGAACUGCAUAGCUUGUGAGAGGCUAAAUGCCUUUUUGUCACCAUGUGAUGGCAGUGGUGGAGAAGAUGGGCUUGGGAAUGACGUAACAACAGAAGAAUUAGAGGGGAGUUCAAAUGAGUUUAUUGCCAAUGAAGAGUUUCAGCACUGCACAGUAUGUAGAACUGAAGUUGGCGGUGAUGAAGAAUAUAGAAUUUGUGGGCACAACUUUUGUCCUCACAAGUUUUACCAUGAGAAAUGUUUAACAACUAAGCAGCUUAUCUCGCAUGGCCCAUGUUGGUAUUGUCCUUCCUGUCUGUGCAGAACUUGCUUGACUGAUAAAGACGAUGAUAAGAUUGUUCUAUGCGAUGGCUGUGAUCAUGGGUACCACAUCUAUUGCAUGCAGCCACCGCGCUCUACCAUACCAAAUGGGAAAUGGUUCUGCCGAAAAUGCGAUAGUGGAAUUCAGCGUAUCCAGAGAGCCCGGAGGACAUAUGAGCAUAUGCAAAACACAUCCAAAAAGAGAGCCUUGAAUGGAAAACUGAAGUGCAGCGGGGCUUUGAACAAAUCAGGUGGGGUUGAUAUGCUUCUCAAUGCAGCCAAAACUCUGAAUUACGAAGAGAAUAUGGCUGCAAUGGAGUCAGAAAGCUAAUUGAGCUGACAAAAACGCUCUUUUUAGGAGGAAAACAAGGAAGUUUAUGCUUGUACAUUACUGCAUCAUUCGAACAACUGACAUUUUUGCAACAGGCUAACGUUUGACUUCAAUCAUCCCUUUUGUAGUCAAUGGGAUUCUGCUUUUGCACCUCAAGGUAAAUUCUCUUGUGAAACUGUAGACUGACGGUUGUAGUUUGUAGUAAAUAUUCUUGUACAAGAUCAUGAUACUGAGUGUUCUGUGGUAAAUCAAUCGGAAAGAGUUGUUGCUGCCCCUGAGUUGGAGUUGAGAUAGGCUUAACUGGAUAUCCCUUGUAUUGAAUGAGAUAGGUUUAACUGAAUAUCCCAUGUAUUGAAUGAGUUGUUGCAAUUGUAAUAAGCUUCACUGAAUGUUUUGCUAUGUUCUUGUUUAACAGCCUAAGACUAGGCCUAAUGUUAUACUCCACUUCUCUAUUUUAUGCA